AUGUUGCUAUUCCACAUCGUAGCCGUCGUUCUGACCAGCCUCGGGGUUCUCGCCAGUCCUAUCGAGAAUCAUCCACAAAGGGAUGGUCAAAUAUCCUACAAUGUCUUAACUAAUGCGGAACGACUGUCCAGGGGAUUAGGACCAGCCAUGCCAAAUAGCUUGGGGAAGCUCAUCCCGUCUCGUGCUCAGGUUGAAUCCGGGAACGCACCCAUUCAAAGAGGGGUCUGUCCAUCAGCAAGACCAGUCACAUUUCUCCCCCCCCCCCACCCUUUACUUAACAAUGAGGAAACCAUUAUCCCUGGAAAUGGAUCGAGGACUGCCACUCUCUCUCUUCCAUUCCCAGUUAGGAUCUUCGAUAAGACAUCAAGCAUCCUUAUCGUCAAUGAGCAAGGUUGGGUGGAUUUCGACUGGUAUGCUAGUAUCGGUGCCAAUGAACCUCUUCCAAGUGACAGUUUACCUUUUUACUCUAUCGCUCCCUAUUGGAGCAGACCACUCUAUACGGAUGGAUUCUAUAAGGUCACCUAUCAACUUGAUCCAGGGGCCGUAGCAAUUCACUGGUUUGUCCGUACCGAAUUCGGAUUUCCCGAUUCAAGCAUCGACUUCACCCUCUACUGCGAAACUCAAACUCCCGGGUGGUGGUAUGUCUACUAUGACAGAGUGAUAGGGAUACAUAGCGGUAAUCCAGCCACUAUCGGCGCACAAGGUACAGGCUCUUUACAACAGCCUAUACCAGAUCAGUGGACGCAAUACAGCUACAACAAACAAGGUGCGGUUCAUAAUGGUCUAAGACUGGCAUUCGAUACGAACUGUCCAGGAAGAUAUCACAUUGGCUGA
Messenger RNA from Kwoniella mangroviensis CBS 8507, 834 nucleotides. RefSeq lists its product as uncharacterized. NCBI's taxonomy places the organism in Eukaryota, Fungi, Basidiomycota, Tremellomycetes, Tremellales, Cryptococcaceae. The coding region runs from base 1 to 834 and encodes 277 amino acids. The transcript has 7 exons. The record is from RefSeq and is a predicted model, not a curated record.